CGUCUUUUUGCUGUAUAUCUACCCAACUACGUCCGAUAUUGCACUUCUGAAAGCGGCAUGAUAGUCAGCAUCCUCUGAGCUUCCAGCGCUCUCAUUUUUGAACGAGGCCCGAUUGGCCUUGAUGGAGAUUGAGGGGGUCACGCUGCACGAGGGCGCCCGUGAUGGCCACGAAAGCCCCAGUCCGCCUCCGCCCGACUUUCAUCAAAAGAUUGAAGACGACGACUCCACGAACGUCAACAACGCAGAUGCCGUCGACGACACUCCAAUACCCGACACCGAUGUGACCGACUCCAUACCGCCUGCCUCCGCUGACGACAAGGCUGCUGUCGACUCCGACUCUCCCCUUAGCUCCGAGGAUGAAGCCGACUUUGACGCGUCUGGCCGACUCUCGACACCAACCACGACCAACAGUAAGAAGCGCAAGCUUGCCGAGCUCCAAUCUGCAUCCCGAUCGCGUUCAGCUUCGAAACCCAUCUCGCCGCCAUGGAAGUCGUUCGCCGCAGAUGGUCCUACCACAAUCUUGGACAAUGGAAAGAGAAGAUCAGGCCGCGUCAAUGCCCCUGCACCUCCGGUCUUUGAGAAGUCAACUCCGAAGUCAAAAAAGACUGCCGCAAAGACACCGGCAAGUAAAGGUUCGGUCUUGAAGAAUGCUCAAACUGCUCAACAGACAAGUCAACCGAAGCCGAAGGAGACGCCAGUGCCCAAGCGCGAGAAGACUCCACCACGCCCGUCUCGUGUAUCUGCCCGAAUCAAGCAACUUGAAACAUCGCCUGCAGUUGUCAAGAAAGAGGAACCCGCUCCGCCUGUGCCGUCACCACAAGUCAAGCGCAAAGCCGGCCGUCCAGCCAAAGCUGAGCAAGCAGUAUCCACCGAGUCGCAAGCUCCCGCUUCACCCGAAAAGGCUUCAUCGACACCGCGCAUCAAGCUGAAGCUUAAGCGACCACAGUUCUCCUUUUCAUCUCGCCAUCCUGGCCAUGUUGUCCAACCGCCACGUUUUCAGUCUUUGGAAGAUAUUAUCGCCCACUACGACCAGAAGAGUAAAGAGGUUGCAUACGAGAGCAGGGAAGACGACAGAUACCAAGGCCUUGAACGACGCGCACCCGAGAGGGUCGAACAGGCACCCGAAGAGCGAGCUGAGAAGGAAGCUUUGGCACGUCUGAGGAUUCUGGAAGCUGCUCAGCCAGGUGGCCCUCUGAGCGAAGAGAAGAGUUCGAUCUAUUUACCAGACGACCAGAAAGAGCCAGCACAGCAAUACCACCACUGGGAUUAUCUUUGGACUCAGGGCGCUUUCUUGCGAUCGCUAAUGGACAAGGAGAAACGCGCACACGUGGACAACGCCAAGAAGAUCGCAUACGCUUGUCUGGCAAAAUGGAAGGAGAGACAACCUCAGACUGAAGAAGAGAAGGAAAAGCAGGAGAACGAGUGGUACAGACUCAUCUACCGCCAGACUGUCAAGGACAUCCAACGGAAAUGGGAUCUUGUUGGUGCCGAGAUCGAUCGUCGGAGAGCAUUGCGAUACGAGGAAGAGCAAAGGAUUGAACGAGAGCUCAAGAUGCAGAGUAUGCUGGAGAAGUCGACAAAUCUGCUAGACAAGCGUCGCGCCCUGCUGGAUUCUGGUCUAUCGAUCGACGGCGAUGAGGAUGAGAACGAUGACCAAGUCAGUCUCAGCGAAGGUAUUUCCGGCGAUGAAGAUGACUCGGACGCGUCAGACCGAAGCCUCGAAGAAGAUCAUCGUAUGACCUCAUCCGAGUCUGAAGGCAGUGAUGCCGAGGAAGGCGAAGACGAUGAUGUUAACCUGUCUCCGGAGGCACUUCGACGAAAAUACAGCAAUAUUCCAGACAUACCACAAGAUCAAUCCGACGACGAUGUUAGUGACAUGGACGUUGACGAAGAUGACGAUCAAGAUCCGGGUAUUGCAGACUUGACGAAAGCAGACAAGAGCGACGACGAAGACGAGAAUGAUGACAUGCAAGACGAAAAUAAACCGCUUGAAGAGGAGCGAGAUUACUCGAAGGUCCAAUUGGAAGAAGUUGAUGAUGCUCUCCUUGACGACAGCGACGAGUCUACCAACAUGAGCGAUGAAGACAUGAGCGACGAGGAGGAAGAUGGUGAAGACGAGAGGGAGGAGGAGGAAGAAAGUGAGAGCGAAGAUGAUGGUGGUCUGCUUGGUUUCUUUGGUGGACGCAAAUCCUUGACGAAGGAGAGUCAAGCGACGCAGGGUGUUGAAGCAUCUGAGGACGCCGAGGAGAUGUCUGAGCAGGAAGAUGAGGAAGUUGAACGCGCAUCCGCGAUAAUCCAAGAUCAGCCAGCAGAAGCGACCGACACUCUCGACCAACCUGAUGAGCUUGCGCAAGCGGAUGAAAGCCUCUCGGAAAAUGUGAAAGGCGCCGAUGAGCCUGAUGACCAGACCUUCGUGGAAGCAUCAGAAGCUAUGGAUGUCGAUGAUACCGACAGUGUUGCGACACCGCUCGACAACAAUAACCAAUCGUCCGCUACUGAAGCUCCCCAGCCUAUCAUGUCAGAAGACGUCCACAACGCACAGUCAGUUGCAUCUGCAAAACAACACCAUCCGCAGGCAAUAUCAGCGAAUACAAAUAUCGAGGACGCUGGUACAUCGCAAACACACGCCCAGUCCCUGAGUCCUCAUCACAACCUGCUAUCGGCAGAUUCGCACGCAGGAGACAGAAGUAGUCAAACAUCUCCCAAAGAUGACACUACUAUCGAGCCUACUGAAGCUGAAUCAACCACUAGUGUCGAUUUCGACGAAGCUGACAGGAUGUCCGAAACUAGUGACACGCCUCAACCUGGCAAGUCGUCCAAAGUCAAGAUACCUUCUCUUCUGCGAGGUACUCUCCGAGAAUACCAGCACGAAGGUCUGGACUGGCUUGCAAAGCUUUAUGCCAACCAGACCAAUGGUAUCCUUGCAGAUGAGAUGGGCCUUGGUAAGACGAUCCAAACGAUCGCUCUUCUAGCCCAUCUCGCCGAAGAACACCACAUCUGGGGUCCUCAUCUGAUUGUUGUACCAACCUCAGUCAUCCUCAACUGGGAAAUGGAGUUCAAAAAAUUCUUGCCUGGUUUUAAAGUUUUGUCAUACUACGGUUCUGUUGAGGAGAGAGCGCAAAAGCGUAAAGGUUGGAGUAACCCUGACAUCUGGAACGUCGUCAUUACAUCUUAUCAACUUAUUUUGAAAGAUCUGCCGGCUAUCAGAGUGCCAGAAUGGCAUUACAUGAUUCUGGAUGAGGCGCACAACAUCAAGAACUUUAAUUCGCAACGCUACCAAGCCAUGAUCAGACUCAAGACUCAUGCGCGACUCCUGCUGACCGGUACGCCGCUUCAAAACAGCAUCAUCGAGUUGUGGUCGCUCCUCACCUUCCUGACUGCUGGUCAAGACGGUCAAGGUAUGGGCGAUCUUGAAGAAUUCACAGAAUGGUUCCGCAGACCCGUUGAUGAGAUCUUCGUCGAUGGUAAGAGUAAACUUGGCAAUGAAGCUCAGGAUAUUGUCAACAAGUUGCACCACUCUCUUCGUCCAUACCUAUUGCGCCGUCUGAAGUCCUCGGUCGAGAAACAGUUGCCGGGCAAAUACGAGCACACGGUCAUCUGCAGGCUUUCAAAACGUCAACGUCAGCUCUAUGAUUCGUUCAUGGCUCUUUCUGACACCAAAGCCAAGUUGACUUCUGGAAACAUGAUCAGUGUCUCGCAAGCCCUGAUGUCGCUGAGAAAGGUCUGCAACCACCCAGACCUUUUCGAAGAACGUCCUAUCGUAACUUCCUAUGCAAUGAAGAAGCCUUAUACGCGUCAGCCACGGUCAAUUGCAGCAGACUUUGAGAUUACGGACUUGUUCUUGCGAAGGAAGAUGUUGAAUCAAGAUCCUCAUGAGGUGCUCGAUCUGAACUUCCUGAGUCUCAAUCUGACGUCUCGAGAGUCGAGGUCAAGGUACCAUGUUCGACGUAGCAAACAACUCAGAGCUAGUCGGGCUAUGGACCAGAUUGUGCGGAGGGAAGUCGAGCGACUGGGUAUCCAUACGCUCGACAGUUCAUCCUUCACGUCUGUCAUUGGACAACAAAACCAUAUGACUGCAAUGGACAAGCUGAACCGCCUGCGUCAAUGUGCAUUCUUGACAGAACAGCGGACUGAGUUUGCGCCUGUCUUUGGUACUGACCUCAUUGAGCGAUGCACAACAUACACGUCAGACCGACUGCGGCAAGCACCUCCGAGAGAUAAAGCUCUGCACUCAGAGUGGUACCUGGACUCUUCUUCUCUAAUCCUCGACAUGGUCAAGAGUGUUGAUCAGAGAUCUUUGUCGAUGAAUACUCUCAUUCGCAAGUUUGCAUGCAUCACCCCGAACGCAGUGGCUCCCGAUAUUUUGCCCUACAUGGUCCCUCGAAACACAAUUCGCGGUGUGCAGUCAAUUUCUCAAUCACCUGAACCGGAUGCUUUCCACGAAUCACGCGUACGCUUGUCGAUUGCAUUUCCCGACAGGCGUCUUCUACAAUACGACUGCGGCAAGCUCCAACGCCUUGCCGAACUUCUGCGCAGUCUCCAAACACGUGGCUCGCGCGCUCUAAUUUUCACUCAAAUGACUUCGGUCCUCGACAUCCUGGAACAAUUUCUGAACAUUCACGGCUACCGCUACCUCCGUCUCGAUGGAAGCACGAAGAUUGAACAUCGUCAAGAUAUGAUGGAGCGCUUCAAUCGCGAUACCCGCAUCGACGUCUUUAUCCUCUCUUCCCGAUCGGGAGGUGUGGGUCUGAACUUGACAGGUGCAGAUACAGUCAUCUUCUAUGAUCUCGAUUGGAAUCCACAAAUGGACAAGCAAUGUCAAGACCGCGCUCAUCGUAUCGGUCAAACCCGCGAUGUGCACAUUUACAAGUUCGUCAGUGAACACACCAUUGAAGUCAACAUUCUGCGGAAGUCGAAUCAAAAACGUCUGCUUGACGAAGUCGUCAUUCAAGAAGGAGAGUUCACAACUGACUACUUCAAUGCUCCUGCUGCUAGUGUGGAAGAUGAAGCUCUUGGCGAUGCAUUCGCUGGUGCGGCUGUAGAAAGAGUGUUUGGCAAUAAUGUCGGCGAACAUAGCGUACAGAAAGUGUUGGAAGCAGUUGAAGAUGCCGAAGAUGUUGCCGCUGCCCACGCACAAGCCAAAGAAGGUCAAGAAGACGACUUUGACUUUGAUGCCAAUGGCAACAAUGCCACUGCCACUGCCACUGCCACCGCCAACCAGAGUCGGGUUUCGAGGACCCCAAAGACUAGUGUGCCGCCCACACCCGCUGAACCUGCCGACGCACUGGAAGUGGCUCAAGAGCUCAAAGAUGGUGGGGAGGAGUUUGGGCAUGUGGAUGAGUAUAUGCUCAAUUUCUUGGAUUGGGCACUGCAGGGUGUGAGAUAUGUUCCUCCUCCUGACAAGAGUAGAAGGGGAAGAUUGGACAAGAACGGACGGGAUCGUAGUCAUCGUCCUCGUGUACGCUAGCUCCGUUGAGAUCAUUGGUGGAGUGUCUUGGUAUUGCAUAGCGCUGACUUUUUUGUGUGCUUUUAUCAUUCGCUUCUGGGGUUUAUCUCCCGCAUUGUAUCAUUUAUAUCAUUCGUUAGUCAUUUGCAGCAGAACGCAUCAGAUCAAAUCAAAUAGAGACCGUGAAGUUGAUGAUCCGCCUUCAGGUCUCUCGAGAGCUGGAAGAUAAAAGUACAUCAACGCAGGCUCCGUAGCUACUGAUUUAUCGACCUACACGGCUAUUUUAUCAGGCUACCGCUGAGUUAGUCUUCGACCCACUGGACCUUAAGGGUCUUGUCGCUUUGUAGAUAGAGCGCUAAGAUAUGAGGAAGAGCAAAGGAAGAAGGGGGGAGCGGGUCAAUGACUCCUUCUUCCUCCUGCCAUCCUCUGCUAGAUUGACAGUUUUCUCAGUAGUCCUGGAUCUAAAAUGGAUAGGUUUGGGAAUACGCC
Molecule: messenger RNA, 5935 nt
Organism: Aureobasidium subglaciale EXF-2481
Lineage: Eukaryota; Fungi; Ascomycota; Dothideomycetes; Dothideales; Saccotheciaceae
Exons: 1
Coding region: 122-5467 (1781 amino acids)
Cellular component (GO): Swr1 complex
Molecular function (GO): histone binding; ATP binding; ATP hydrolysis activity
Source: RefSeq, a predicted model, not a curated record